AUGACUGAUAUUAGCGAAUUAAUUGCUUCUGUAUACAAUAGAGUGUAUGCAUUGGUGGAUCAUAAUAUUUACAAUACUUUAGAAAAACGAUAUGAAUUUAAAAAACAAAUUAUUCUUGCCGAUAAAUUUCUUACAAAAAAUGAAAAAUCAGUAUUAAUAUGUUUAUUAAAUAUUAAAUUUGAUAAUGACAAAGUUCUUUUUAAUAGGGGAACAAAAAGAAUUUGUGAAAAUUGUAACCAAGAAUGUUUAGCUAAAUCAUAUUGUGAAUAUUGUAUUCGGAAUCAUUUAAAAAAAAAUUUUUCAAAUUGGGCGUCUGGAAAUACUAACAUUGAUGAUCUAAUACAAAAUUGUCAAAUAGAUUCAUAUGCUCCAUACAAUAUAGUGGAAUGGAUUUCAUAUGAUAACUUACAAAAUAUUAAAUAUUUAACUGAAGGUGGAUAUUCUGAAAUUUAUACGGCAAAUUGGAUUGAUGGAGCUUACCAUGAUUGGGAUAAUAAAAAACAACGAUUAAAAAGAUAUGGAAUGCUUAAAGUGAUACUUAAAAAAUUAGAAAAUGUUGAAAGUGCUAAUAGAAGUUGGUUUGAUGAGUGUAAAUCUCAUUUAUCUAUAACCAACAAAUGGUCGAGUAUAGUGCAAUGUUACGGGUUAACAAAAGAUCCAUCAGAUGGAAAUUAUAUGCUUGUAAUGAAACAAAUGGAUAUGGAUUUAAGAAAAUAUUUACAACAAAAUUUUCAUAAACUUAACUGGAAAGAAAGAAUUAACAUUAUGUCAAAUAUAAUUGAAGCACUUUAUAGAAUUCAUAAUGAAAAUGCAAUUCAUAGGGAUUUGCAUUCUAAAAAUAUAUUAUUAUCUACAGAAAUUAGAGCAUUCUACAUUAGUGAUCUUGGAUUUUGUGGACCAGCUAAUAAACCAUUAAAUGGUAUAUAUGGAAAUCUGCCUUAUAUAGCGCCAGAGGUUAUUGCUAAUAAAGAAACCACUUUUGCAUCUGAUAUUUAUAGUAUUGCAAUGCUAAUGUGGGAAAUUUCAUCUGGUCAACCACCUUUCAUUAAUUUGGAACAUGAUUGUGACUUAGCAUUGCGGAUAAUAAAUGGAAUGAGACCAAAAAUAAUUCCAAGAACUCCAUAUGAAUAUAGAAUAUUAAUGGAACAAUGCUGGGAUGCUGAUCCAGUAAAAAGACCUAAAAUUGAUUACCUUUUAAAUGAAAUCGAAAAAAUGAAAAGACUAUAUCAUCAAAACGAAAAUGAUGAACAGCAGAUAAAUAAUGAAGUAUGCAUAACAAAUUAUUAUACAGAUUCUAGCUCUGUUAAUUCAUUAGUUGAAAAAAUUGAAGAUUUUGUAUUUAAAAGAACUGAACAUCAAAUUGGACAAUAUGACUUGACAAUAAUCACAGACGAGAAAAAAGAAGAUAUAAUUAAAUCUAAAAAAAUAAAAUUAAGUGAGAAUAAAGGUAAAUUCCAAUACUCACAAAUGAAUUAUGUUACAAAUAAUAAUGUUCAUCAAACCAUCGUCGGCUGCCUAGUUCGAGGGGAAUAUGUUUCCCACUACUUCGGUGAUAAUGAAGAGGCAUUUGAGGUAGAAAAGGCACCAGUAUAUCUGGUAUAG
This is a messenger RNA of Rhizophagus irregularis DAOM 181602=DAOM 197198, 1602 nucleotides long. NCBI's taxonomy places the organism in Eukaryota, Fungi, Glomeromycota, Glomeromycetes, Glomerales, Glomeraceae. The record is from RefSeq and is a predicted model, not a curated record.